UCAUGCUUUGAAGAAACUCUCUUCCAUGUUUCUGUCUAUUUAGAGUAAUCAUCAGACAUCGGCUUUAUAUGGGACACCAAAUAGCAGAUUUGAUUUCUUCUUUAAUCAGAUCAAAAAUGUCAAACACAAAUGGCCCAUCGCUGUUACGUCUGGGUGUAAUAGUGACGUUGGCAGGUGUCAUCUCUCUGGGCGUUGUGUUUUUCUGGUUCUCGCCUUCAAACAAAUGUCCACCUCCAGUUUUUAGACCAGUCCAAUAUGCCAAGACUAGCAACUCUCUUACUGAUAAAGCAGAGGAGAAACCUGUACUUCUGUUAUGGGUUUGGCCUGAAAAUUAUAGGUUUGAUUUCAGUGACUGCAAAAAGUUUUACAAUAUUGAUAGUUGUCAACUGACGGAUGAUAGAGCUCUCUACAACAGUGCAGAUAAUGUCAUUGUUUAUCAUAGAGCCAUCACUGAUCUGUCCAACCUUCCUCCAUCUCCUCGUCCUCCGUUCCAAAGGUGGAUUUGGUUGCAUUUGGAAUCACCAACCAACACCAAAAGGAUCCCAGGUCUGGAAAACCUGUUCAAUCUCACUCUCAGCUACAGACAGGAUGCUGAUAUUCCUGUACGGAUGCGCUUGAUCACCAGGAAAAAACCUAAUGAGGAUUUUGUAAUUCCCAAAAAGGACAAACUGGUGUGUUGGAUUGUAAGUAACAAGGAUCCAUCAACUGGUGUUGACACAAGGAACGUUUUUUACAGGGAAUUCAGCAAAUACAUCCAAGUGAUUUUGUUCGGAAAGGCUUAUUCAAGGUUUCUGGGUUACGACGACUACUAUCCAACCAUGGCUAGUUGCAAAUUUUACCUUGCCUUUGAGAACUCCAUCCACAAAGACUACAUCACUGAGAAGUUAAAUGGGCCACUCGCGGCAGGUACCGUCCCUGUGGUGUUGGGUCCUCUGAGAAGAAACUAUGAGAACUUUGUUCCUGCCGAGUCCUUCAUUCAUGUCGAUGACUUCCCAGAUCCAAAGUCACUAGCCGAAUAUCUGCUUCAGCUGGACAAGGAUGAAGAUGCAUAUCGCAAGUACUUUAACUGGAGGAAACAUCUCACUCCAAGUCCUCAUUUAAUAUUGCAGAGACAAGAGUUUAUUCUGGCUAUUUGCACUGCCUGUGACUAUAUCGCACGACGCAGGGAAUAUAAAGAAGCUCAUGAUCUCUAUAAUUGGUACUUCAGUUAAUGUCACCUCAGGUAUUCUUACAUCACCAGACACUGACUACAAAGUUUAUGAAAUAGAUUCUUUUAUAUAUAUAUAUAUAUUUAUAUACAAACUGUCACUUUUGAUAUUAGAUUUUGUAACCAUUUUGGUGAAAGUAUUUUAAUAAUUAAUCAUUGCUUGGAUGACCUGGUAAUUAAGUGAAGAUGUUUGUCCUUGAAGAAAUACAUGUAAAUAAUAAUAUGCUCAUUUGUUUUAUUUAUGAUAACACUCAUUUUCUCAGCACAAACCAAUAAUAAAUGCACACGAUUCAUUGAUUUUGACAGAACUUGUUGAUAUUAGAGCAAUAAAAUUUACUUAAAAUAUGUUAGAGCAAAUUUUUACGAGAAGUAAAUCUUCUAAAAACACAUUUUAAGUAAUUUUACUGGUUUAUACCUUUAUCAGAAAUCGCACAACUAAAAUACAAUUAAACUGUUCAUUUUUCCAACAUAAAUAAAAGUGAGUCAGUCACAUUCACAUGACCUAGUAAAGUCUGGACACAAGGUUUUAAAGGUGCAUUCAGUAAAAAAGUGUCAUGGCAUUAAUCAACAAAACAUGCAUAUCUCCACUGGUUUAGAAUGGUAAUAAUUGGUCUAUUGAAAAGAUAAAAAAUAAAGUAUGACUGAAUGCUAC
This is a messenger RNA of Sinocyclocheilus anshuiensis, 1859 nucleotides long. RefSeq names its product alpha-(1,3)-fucosyltransferase 9-like. The coding region runs from base 69 to 1211 and encodes 380 amino acids. NCBI's taxonomy places the organism in Eukaryota, Metazoa, Chordata, Actinopteri, Cypriniformes, Cyprinidae. The record is from RefSeq and is a predicted model, not a curated record. Gene Ontology annotation, cellular component: membrane. Gene Ontology annotation, molecular function: alpha-(1->3)-fucosyltransferase activity. The transcript is spliced from 2 exons.